This is a messenger RNA of Nerophis ophidion (straightnose pipefish), 1115 nucleotides long. RefSeq names its product olfactory marker protein a (gene ompa). The transcript is spliced from 2 exons. Bases 567 to 1001 code for a protein of 144 amino acids. Lineage: Eukaryota; Metazoa; Chordata; Actinopteri; Syngnathiformes; Syngnathidae. Gene Ontology annotation, biological process: signal transduction; sensory perception of smell. The record is from RefSeq and is a predicted model, not a curated record.
AGCGGCGCUCCCAGAAGUCCUCAGGAGACUUCCAGAGUUCCCUCCUGUACGUCAUCAGUGCCUCAUGUUGCCUGGCAAACGCACAUUUCUCCCCUCCAUUACACUUCCACAGAAAAAGACUUGGCCGCUACUUCUCUUUGUGAUGACGUCAUCACUUCAACAGCCUCACUGCAGCACACAUUGACGUGCUUUGUCACUGUGAAGGUCAAUCAAUGUCUCCAAAUCACUGUUGCCUGCAGGCACCGCUGUGUGGGUGCUUGCCAUGGGGAGGAACAUAACUGAUACACUGUGAUGGAAAUAGUUGUGGAAAAGGGAAGGGGGCGGAGCCAUAGAUAGGAGAGGGCAAAAGGGACAAAAAGCAGAAGCUCCAACAACGCUCCAUCAUAACAUCCAGAGAGACCAGGGCGCCCUCUCCUUGACCGGGGACUACAAGCUCCAAGCGGGACAUGGAUCAGGCCGAAGCUCCAUCCAACACCAUGGUGCUGGAGUUUAAGGAGGACACAGCGCUGACUGAGGUCAAAGGGAUUGUCCCAGACUGAUGACUAUUCGGUGGUCUUCUGCAGAAGAUGCGUCUCCGUGUGUCAUCUCUUCAGAGGUCCGGUCAGAAGCGUCAGGACGGUGAGCGCCUGCUUCUUCCCCAUGAGGCCGUCUACCGGCUGGACUUCCACAACCAGGAGUUGAUUUUCUCCCGCUGGAACGUGUCCCUUGGUGGCCACGGCCGAGUGACUAUCACGGGCAUCUCGCAGCACUGGACCCCCGACCUCACCCACCUCAUGACCCGUCAGCUCCUGGAACCCAUUGGAACAUUUUGGCGCAACGCUGGCGACCCCGAUGAGUCGCGACUGAAGUGUCUGGAAGCCGACAUGCAAGAAUUUGGCGAGAGGAUUGCGGAGCUGGCUAAAGUCAGGAAGGUCAUGUACUUCCUGUUUGCGUUCAAGGACGGUGCAGAGGCAGCAAAACUGCUCUGCUCGGUGGCGUUUAGGGGUGAAAAUGACUGUUAACUGUUAGCAUCUUCAGCAGCAUCCAGUGAGGAAACUUCUAGUUGCAAUUUUUUUUUUUUAAGUUGUUUAAAUGUGACCUGUGAUGACCGAAGAACACAAACUAAACAGAAUAAA